UGGUGAGAGAUGAUGAUGAUGAUGAUGAUGAUGACGAUGACGGUUUGAUGAUGAUGACAAUGAUUGAUGGUGAGAGUGAUGGUGGUGAUGAUGAUGAGGAUCAUCUUGAUAAUGUCGACUCUCUUGAGUGCUUUGGCGAUGCAUGAGGACGUGGGCGUGGGUUUUGUUGAGGAAGCGGGAGGAGGAGGAGGAGGAGGAGGAGGAGGAGACAACGAUCGAGAUAACUAUGAUGAUGAUGAUGAUCAUGGCGGAUCUUGUUCUGCUCGAUGGCAAGUGGACGAAGAAGAGGGAAAUGAUGGAUGCCUGAGUUCUAGUGGACAGUCGAACGAGAGUGAUGAUGGUGGGAAUGAUGAUGCUCAUGCCGUCGCUGCUGUCGCUGUUACGGAUGAUGAUGAAGAUGGUGGCGAUGAUAAGAUGACGAUGAUGGUGUUCAUGAUGAUGAUGAUGAUGAUGCAGCUGCUGCUGCUGAUGAUGAUGGUAGUGAUGGUAGUGAUGAUGAUGAUGAUGAUGAUGAUGAUGAUGAUGAUGAUGAUGAUGGUUGCCGCGUUUCCUGGGGGGAGAGGAGGAGGAGGAGGAGGAGGAGGAGGAGGAGGAGAGGGAGGAUGGGAUGAUAUGGAGAACAGCGAUCGCGACGGCCAUUUACUGGGACAGAAUCUUCGAUGCAACGCCGUCGCGAUCGCGACCUGGGAGUAAUCAGGCUCCGGUAUCUUUAAAAAAAAACAAAAACAGAAAACGAAAAUGAUGAUUCUGCCUCUCUCCUUCUUUUCCUCUUUUUUGUAAUAAUAUUUCUGUUCUCGGAAUUUUGACUAUUUACUUACAUUAAUGAAUUAUUAAUUAAUUA
This is a messenger RNA of Chara braunii, 841 nucleotides long. The record is from the annotation of a GenBank genome assembly. Lineage: Eukaryota; Viridiplantae; Streptophyta; Charophyceae; Charales; Characeae.